GUAUAUCGCGGUACAGAAGCGCAAAACCGUAAUGUCCGUCAUAAACACGGCACACCGGAGGAGCGCAUGCGUCAUGAGGUGACGGGAGUGCGACCCGGUGGGGUGAGGAGGAGCGGCCAGUCCCGCCUCUUUCCCGCGGCUCUCGGUGCCGGCGAGGCCUGCCCCGGUCCUGAUUCGCCGCCGGCGGACUCCCGGGGUAGCGCGGAGCCAUGGCGCAGCGGAGGGCGGCAGAGCGCGGGCCUUGCCAAACGGAGGCGGAGAGUGCCAGGCAGCAGCGGCAGCUUCUAGAAGGGAAAGCUCUGGCAGAAGGUGGAUCAGCUCGGACAUCACUUCUUAUUUUAGUUUCCAUCUUCUUAUCAGCUGCUUUCCUUAUGUUCCUGGUAUAUAAAAAUUUCCCACAACUGAGUGAAGAAGAAAGAGAAUGUAUAAAGGUUCCUAGAGAUAUGGAUGAUGCAAAGGCCUUGGGAAAAGUCUUGUCCAAAUAUAAGGACACAUUUUAUGUUCAAGUAUUAGUGGCCUAUUUUGCAACAUAUGUUUUCUUACAGACAUUUGCUAUUCCUGGGUCUAUAUUCCUCAGUAUCCUGUCAGGGUUUCUUUAUCCCUUUCCGCUGGCCUUAUUUCUUGUUUGUCUGUGCUCAGGACUUGGAGCAUCCUUCUGCUAUAUGCUUUCAUACCUAGUGGGACGUCCUGUUAUAUACAGAUAUUUAACAGAAAAAGCAGUAAAAUGGUCAGAACAGGUUGAACGGCACAGAGAACACCUCAUUAACUACAUAAUAUUUUUGAGAAUAACACCAUUUCUUCCCAAUUGGUUUAUCAAUAUCACAUCUCCUGUAAUUAAUGUGCCAUUGAAAGUAUUUUUCAUUGGCACUUUCCUAGGUGUGGCACCACCGUCUUUUGUAGCUAUCAAGGCAGGUACAACGCUGUACCAACUUACAACAGCAGGGGAAGCUGUUUCCUGGAACUCUGUGUUUGUUCUCAUGAUUCUAGCCAUCCUCUCCAUCCUUCCAGCUGUCUUCCAGAAGAAACUGAAACAGAAGUUUGCAUAAGGAUCAAACUGGACCGAGUUUCUCAUAUUUCAUCUCAGGAUCAGCACUUCUGAUAUUUGUAUAUUUGCCUUUCUAUUGGAUCUUAACCAGUUAAAGGAGAGGCUUGUAAUGGAUAAGAAUGUCUUCAAAUGUACACAUGGCCUAAAAUGGAAGGAACUGUGUUCACAAAUGUACUGCAUAUAGUUUUGUAAUGAAACAUCAGUGUUUUAUUUUUGGGGGUGGGGAAAAGUGUGUCCCAGAAUGAGGGAAGUGAAAACACAGAUGUAAUGUUUUGCUAUGAUUAUAGGCAGAGCAAACACUGAAAUGUAGACAACCUAGAGAUAAUGCAGGAAGACCCCCUUAAUUAUUUGAUCCAUUUUUGUAAUACUCUCUGCAGACUUGCAUGUGAUCUAGUCUGAGUACAUCUCUCAUUGACAAUAUUUCUCUUCUGGUUUUGCCUUUGGAAGUUCUAAAAUAAUAGCGUACUACAACAACGGUGCUUACUCAAAGGGGUUUUGCAGUACUUUAACUACAACAAUAUUCUCAUCCUGAUGGUUUACUUGUAUUUAUAUUUACCAGUGCUAUGUCCAUUUAAAUACUUGAACCUAUGUCUGCUUUACUAACUGGAUUAACAAAAGUAAUGUGUCACAUCAUUCCCUCUUGUCCUCUGUGAAGUUUAUUGUGGGAGAGGAUAUAGAAAGGAGGAGAGCAGGCUAGCACUUCUAUCAUGGCUGGCUGAAGUUCUCAUUUUAAUUUUUUAAUGUUGAUUAUUUUGCCAAUAUUUCACUUGCAUAGAUUUAUCCUGCCAAUUUUGAAAGAAUUACAUAAAGCUUUAGGUUCUCAAGUGAUUUUAAAGUAUUCCAUUUUAAGCACUGUAAUAUUACUAUUUCUCAACCAAUACGUAAAGAGCAAAAAGUUUUCCAUUGCAGCUCAAUUAACUAGAAACGGCAGGUACACGUACUGCUGUGGCUCUUAACAAAGAGCCAAUUCCAAGUGAUGUUCAAAGCAUUGUGUAACAGAAGUCUCUUGUGUAAAUGUAUAUAACAUGGAAAGAAUGAUUCCAUUGUCUGGUAACUGCCCAUGGGCAACCAGGUACAAUUCACUGUUAAGUAGAAGUAUGUAUAUUCACUCGUUAAGGUAUAUAAUACCUCCCCUUGUAUGCGUGUAACUGUUGUAGUUUGUAUUGUGAGUGGAAUCCCACCAAAUGAGGCCCUGAUUAGCAAGGAACUGGGGUGCACAUUUUAAUUUUUAUCCUACUGAAACCAGUGCUGCUUAUAUGCUUUAAAUUGGUGCCCCCUGACAUAUCUUGCUGAAAUGGGAGUAGACACACUAGCAUAUGCUCCAGUUCAAGGAUUUAUUUGUCUGUAUCCUCAUGUUAAUUCAUCAUAUGACUGAUCAUUGACAUGUAAGAAACAGUUCCAUAAAUGUGACAAUAUGAAAGGUACCUCUACCUUCAAAGGGUUUUGGGUUUUGUACCACAAUGUUAACUCUCCUUUGUUUCAUCACAGCAUUAUAUGUAAAUAUAUAGUAAAUACUAUUGAUAUACUAUUUGUCUUUUAUUUAAAUCUGGGCUGCACAGUAAAUGGUAUUUUUUACAUAGGUAGAUAAAGGAAUUCAUAUCACUUCUGUUUGCAAGUUUAUUGUAAGAUCAUUUAGGUUCAGCCAUUGUUUUGUUAUUUAGAAUUUACUCAAAGGGUAUUUUAUUGGCAUUUAAAACAGACCAGUCAUUACUUUUAUUGCUGCAGUUCUAAUCUCAGAGGUUCCAUCUACCCAGGGGAUUUAUUCCAUAGUAAAUUUGAUUGUGAAUUUGGUUGUUGUGAGCAAGGCUUCCCUAGGCUAUCGAGUGUGAAGUUGCUGUAGUUUUACAGCCUAGUUUUUUGCAUAGUUACUUUUUCAUGCAGAUGAACUCUCAGAAUAAAUUACCUACUACUUAUUGUCCAGUGGCUUUUCUCACAACUUGCCUCCAUUCUGGUCAAUAACAGAUGCUGUUGUGAAAUUCCUUCUGUGUUGUAUAAAGCCAAUGUUUUGGUGAAGCCUUGAUGCUACAGAAGGAACUGAAUAGUGUUUCAGUUUAAUACGAAUCUUGCUGUUGCCUGACAUUUUCACUAAGUUGGAUUUCACUGUAUAGAUGAGAUCAGGCUAUGUUACUGAAAAGUCAUUUAGGUUUCAGCCACAGACUGGGAUCCCAUCAGAAUGGCUAAAAGCCUUAAGACCUUAAAAAGGUUGACAAUAAGCUGCUUUCCUUUUGCAAAACCUUAGUGUCUCUUUUUUAAAAAUUUAUUUUUUAAACCUGUCCCUUCUGUCUUCAGCUGCUAACAGCCUCAGGUGGCUUCCUACCCCAUGAGGACUACUGAAUGUUGUGAAGUGUAAGUAAGGCCUUGUGAAAAGGGCAAAGACCCCACUGUGCUGUGGAAUACUGUGCUAGCCUACUCUCCUUUAAGGGAAUUCAGCGUGAUUUGAGAGAGAGCCAUAACAUUUUUUACAAGGAGAAAGCAGUGACCACAAAAAGACAGGAAAUCAGGAAGAAGCAGCAGUUUAGUUUAUUAAUUACAAGGAAUUUUGAGCUGUUAGGUGACCUGUUUAUCUUUUGGCAUUUUUUGUGAUACCUGCAUGACAUCAUUACUAAAUGUUUCUUGCCAUUUGAUAAUAAAGCUAUUAUAUAAAACA
Dryobates pubescens (Downy woodpecker) is the source of this 3692-nucleotide messenger RNA. It is a transcript of the gene TMEM41B, whose product is annotated as transmembrane protein 41B. Bases 210 to 1046 code for a protein of 278 amino acids. The record is from RefSeq and is a predicted model, not a curated record. The transcript is spliced from 7 exons. Gene Ontology annotation, cellular component: endoplasmic reticulum membrane. NCBI's taxonomy places the organism in Eukaryota, Metazoa, Chordata, Aves, Piciformes, Picidae.